AGCCACUAGGAAGGAGAAAAAGAGGAAGAACAAAGAGGAGGUUUAUGGAUGUGGUGAGGAAAGACAUGCAAGUGGAUGGGUUGAAAAAUGCGGAGUAGAAGACAGUAGUAUGGAGACAGAUGAUCUGCUGUGGCGACCCCUAAUUGGAGCAGCUGACAGAAGAAUGCGUUUACAGUGUUUUUUAAAAAGCGGUCUUAUCACAUUAAGCCCCCACAAACCAGCAAUGCUUCUUCUUUUGCUUUAUUGGUGAUGCCUUUUAAUUGACAAAAGACUAUUAUUUUUGCAUUGUAUUUAAUAGAAUUUUUUUUAUCAACAAGGUCCUACAACUAUGCAUUGACUACAGUGUCGUCAUCGGGAAACACAUCGGGAAUACACUGUCUACAAGCGAGUCGGUUCAUUUAAAAGAGCCGAUUGAAGAGAGUCGCCGGGAACACUACAUUACCCAGGGUGCGCGGGGAAAAGCUACGUCAGAUUUUUACCCCCGUCCGCAAUUCCUCGCGUGUGUUUACGGUAGAGAGCAGCAGGCAGGAGUGCAGAGCAGUGUACGAGCACUGGGAAUAGGGCAAGGAUCAUGGCAGAAGCAGAGGGUCCGGAUCUGGACGAGGAUCCGGUGACUCCUGGGGGUCGUGCGGCUCGCGUUCCCCGGGUGUCGUUUGGGGAACCAGGACAGGCCACUUUCGGUGUAGUUGGCCAUCUAUUUGGUCAGCAGCCCUCUCUGAAGUUCGACAAGAACAUCAAGCAGGCCUUCUACAACACGGGCGCCAUGAUCUUCGUGGCGAUCUGUUGCGGCGCCGCGGUGCUUGUCUACUUCAUCCUGGAGGCGUUCCUGCGGCCGCUGCUCUGGGCUGUGCUCUGCGGCACCUUCCUGCACCCGUUCAAGCACUCCCUGGCGCGCGUGGGACGCUCGUGGCUCGGCGGGCUCCAGGCCAGCGGCACGCCCAUCGUGCUGGGAACGCUGCUCGUGCCGGUGCGCUGCGUGAACCACGGGGUCGAGGCGCUGGGCGCGCUGCUGCUCGACCGCCUCAAGAUGCUGCUGGUGAUCGGCACCGGCGCGCCCCUCCUUUACUUUUUCUACCUGACCUGGACCAUCAUCGGUAUGCAGGCUGUCCUCCAGUACCUGUGUGACGUCAUAUACCACGUGCUCGACUGGUUCAGCGCUGUCUGGGUCGGAACAUUAGUGAUAGGUUAUGUGCUGGCUGUGGUGUUUAAGUGGACACCAGCGAUGGAAGGUUACCUGCGUGCCAUGUCGGUGCCCAUUUGGACUGUUCUUAUAUUCUACCUUGUGUCUCUGACAGGAGCCUGGCGUGUGCCCAUGUUUGUGCUAGCGGUCAUUCUGCUAAUAGUGGGCUCUCAGGAGAAAGCACCGGUACCGGGAAAAGGGGAACUACCAGGACAGGUCCUUUCCUUUGCUGCCAACACCAUCUAUAUGGCCAUUACCUGCAGUAACCACCAUCCUGUGUCUAAGAAUGAUGAAGCAAGAGAUACAAAAACACAAACUAACACUAACAACCAAGACGACUCUAAAAUGAACGAGGUUUUUACCACACCGCUGCGGCCCCGUCCAAAUUUCCAGAGUCUUAUGCACAAGGAGAAAGCCAGUGAUAUCUAUUUUGUGCUCCUGGUGUGGGCCAUCGUGCUGUUGCAGAUCUGGCUCAACCUCUGGAUUCUACAGCUGUUACCCAUCCCCUUUGCUGUGUGGGUAAUAAAGAGGUUGGUGGUGCAUUUUGGGGUGAAGAAGUUCGCGGAGAGAACAUUAGCAGCAUGGUGGGUGGUCCUGGAGAGUUUUCUCAGAGACAGAAAGGAUGCACUGUUGCCUGGACCAAUUAAAGGCCUCGCACAGUUUCUACUGCGGGUUGAUACCAAGCUCUGGCAUUGGCUUAACAAGCAGAUGAUCAUAUGGUUGGAGAAAUCCUUGGAUAAACUGAUCAGUAUCUUUAUCAUCUUUCUCCUGGUCACAGGGACACUCCUCAUGGCUCUCUUGCUCACUGCUAUGGUGCAUCAUGAAAGCGCUCAUAUUAUAGAGGUCACCAGCAACCUGAUCAACGAGACUCUUGCCAACCAUCCUGAGUGGGCCAACUGGCUUCCAGAGGCUCGUGUUGUUCAGAAAGCUCUAAACUCUGCCGCCACAAACGUGUACCAGCAUGGGAGAGAGUGGAUAACUCAAAAGCUCCACAAAAUGUUGGGUGAGAAAGUGAACAACACUGCAGUGAUCGAGAAACAGGUUCUGGAGCUGUGGGACCGACUUUACCACUCGUGGUUCGUCAAGAACGUGACGUACAGCGGACGCCAUCGUGGAUACAAGCAACACCUCCAGAGGCAGCACAGCUGGCUGGGAGACAUACUGGACUGGCAGGAUAUUGUCUCUUUCCUGCAAGACAACAUAGAAACCCUGCUAUCGGUGAGUGUAUUUGUAUUGUGGAGUCUCUGGGUCGUAAUGAGUCGAAAUGUUGGUUUGCUGAUCUCCACAACAACUACGCUGCUUACUGUACUGUUCCACAGCGGCACGGCGCUGCUCAACUUUGUCCUCUCGCUGGUGAUUUUCCUGACCACACUGUUUUACUUACUGAGCUCCAGUGGAGAGUACUACAAGCCUGUGAAAUGGGUGAUUAGUCUCACACCCCUGUCCCAGCCUGGACCUUCAUCCAACAUCAUCGGCCAGUCUGUGGAAGAGGCCAUAAGAGGUGUAUUUGAUGCGUCUCUAAAGAUGGCAGGAUUUUACGGCCUCUAUACCUGGCUUACACACACUAUCUUUGGCAUCAACAUCGUCUUCAUCCCCUCAGCGAUGGCAGCUAUUCUUGGUGCCGUGCCAUUUUUGGGCACAUACUGGGCGGCAUUGCCUGCUGUGCUGGAUCUGUGGCUGGCGCAAGGUGAAGGUGUUAAAGCCCUGCUGCUGCUCCUCGCACACCUGCUGCCCACCUACUUCGUUGAUACGGCCAUUUACUCAGACAUAUCAGGUGGGGGUCAUCCUUAUCUGACAGGCCUAGCCGUGGCUGGUGGAGCGUACUAUUUGGGUUUAGAAGGAGCCAUCAUAGGCCCGAUCCUGCUCUGCAUUCUGGUGGUAGCAUCCAACAUCUACAGUGCCAUGCUGAUGAGUCCGAGCAGCAGCCAACCUACACCAGUGCAGAGCAACUUCCCUCAACAUCUGGGCAGGUCAUUCCUGGACUCUCCUCUGCUGCUGAAAAGAGUGAUAGAGUGAAAUAAAAAGCCUGAUUUGCUUUCCUGGCUGCUCAGCUGUUACUCGGCCUUCACUCACCAAGACUGGAACCUCCUCCAAAAACGGGCUCGGACGUCUCGGCCAAUAAAACUGUACCAGGAGGGCGAAUGAGCUCCAGAUCGGCUCAGAAUCAGUGUUGUAAAAAAAAAAAAAGCUAUGGAACUCUAAUGAAAACAGAUUAAUAACCUCAGCCUUAACGCUCAGCUUCUAGAGCCUGGGUUCUCUGAGUGCAAUAUUAUUCACACCUAAGAGCAAAGUUCAGUGAGCAGGAUCGUCUCAUGUCUAGCAUAGCAGCUACGACCUCAAAUAGCACUCUACAUUUGUUAGGGUCGUUGUUUACACGCAGCGUUUGAAUGGAAAAUCCACCACCGCUACGAUUUCACGGUUUUUAUUUGUAUCGUUAGUACGGUUGCAGUUUCUCAUUUGCCUUUUUUUUUUUUAAUUUUUAAAAAUUUUUGUAAUAUAAUGAGACAGCUUUUACCACCGUGUGUGUUUGUGUGUAUUGGCGGUUGCGACUUUCUGAUUACUAUUAUUUAACCGUUAAAAAAAAAAAAGUUUGGCACAUAUCGUAACUUUAUGAGCACUAGUCAUGUAUGCACUUGUGUGUUCUUGUGUGUCAGGUCAUGUUUGUAUGUCUUGGUGGGGACCAAGUCCCCACAAUUUUAGGAACAUACAGUAUGGCAGUUUUGAAUUUGUGGGGACAUUUUGCUGGUUCCUACAUGAAACUGAUUCCUGCUUUUGUUUAAAAAAAAUUUUUAAAUGCCAUAAUUAGCCAUUAAAUGCCAUAAUUACA
This is a messenger RNA of Silurus meridionalis, 4007 nucleotides long. It is a transcript of the gene tmem245, whose product is annotated as transmembrane protein 245. The record is from RefSeq and is a predicted model, not a curated record. Bases 572 to 3196 code for a protein of 874 amino acids. The transcript has 18 exons. Lineage: Eukaryota; Metazoa; Chordata; Actinopteri; Siluriformes; Siluridae.